AAAUACAGGCCUUUCCAUCUCCUGUGUAUCCUCCGCCACGCCCAGGAACAUCUCCCUUUUCUUCGGGAACGGGGUCUUUGUGAAGAUUCAAUCCCAGACCUGCUCUACGAACGAAUGCAAUGACAAUUUCUCUCCUGUCUGUACGUCUCUGCAUCUCUCCCUGCUUGUUCCCAGUGGCACAGGCACUGACUGAGUGUCAAACUGGGCCGAUCAUCAACACCGUCUACACGGGAGGCCGGUGCCCGAUCUGCUUUUCCCCGGGUCAGAGCAGCUGUUCCAGCAAGGAGACCCUGCAGUGCGAGGGCCGCGCCAGCCAGUGCAUUUCCAUCAGCGGGCAGAUCUUGGAAGAUGACAUCACGAUACCCUUUGCAGCCAGCGGCUGCGCUACCCCAAAUGCCUGCGAACUCAAGAAGGGAGAGAUUCUAAAUUCGGGAGUGUUCACCUACAAAAUAACACAGAUUGAGUGUUACACGCCCAGCAGUGCUCAACGGAUGCUGGGCCCCUUCGUCCUGGGCAGCAUCUUGCCCAGUCUGGCUGGGCUCCUGGCAGUGAAAUUCCUCUCCUAACACCCCCUCUGUAUUACCCCCCCGCCAGGGGGAGCCACCCAACAGCUGAAUGAUGCCCUCAUGGUCCGUGGGUCUCUCUCCUCUCCCCACACCCACCCAAGCCUCAGUUUCCCCAUCUAUGCCCAAAGGAUAAUGAAGCUGAACUGCUUUUGCAAAGGUCCAGGGAGUCAGGGCCCCAGGCAAAGCCCAUUACAGCCAGAUUGGGAGGAGGGGGCGGGUGUGUCUCUGGACAGACUGUGACGUGCUGUGGAACAGUGCUGAGUCUUAUUGUAUUCCACAGCAGCCCCCGAGAGUCCAGCAUGGGGACAACCCAGCAGUCUGGGCUCCCAGCCCCCACUGCUCUAUCCCAUCAGCCCCCACUCCUCUCCCAGAGCUGGGAUAGAACCCAGGAGUCCUGGCUUCCAGCCACCCCGCUCUAACCACUACACACCACUCCCUUCGUAGAGCCAGGGAUAGAACCCAGGAGCCCUGACACCCAGCACUCCCUGAUUUAACGCUGUGUAUUUCCAGAAG
This is a messenger RNA of Dermochelys coriacea (leatherback sea turtle), 1079 nucleotides long. Its product is annotated as phospholipase A2 inhibitor and Ly6/PLAUR domain-containing protein-like. The record is from RefSeq and is a predicted model, not a curated record. The transcript has 3 exons. NCBI's taxonomy places the organism in Eukaryota, Metazoa, Chordata, Testudines, Dermochelyidae. Bases 120 to 566 code for a protein of 148 amino acids.